CCCGCUUCCCCGGGCGGUUCGGGCUACCUGCGGAGCCGAGCUAGGUAGUCUUUUCAGGAUGUUCAGAGAGGCCACAGCCUUGGCCUGUCCUGCUCCAAAAGGACAAAAUGGACUCAGCUUUGUGAAAGUUGAAGAAGAAAAUGUUUGGAGGCAGGACUUCAGUCUUCAGGGAAACCUCCAGAGCCAGGAGGUUUUCCGCCAGCAGUUUAGACAGUUUGGCUACUCUGACUUCACUGGGCCUCGGGAGGCUCUGAACCAACUGCAGAAGCUUUGUCAGCAGUGGCUGAGGCCAGAGGAGCGCUCCAAGGAGCAGAUCCUGGAGCUGUUGGUGCUGGAGCAGUUUGUGGCCAUCCUGCCUAUGGAGCUGCAGGCCUGGGUGCAGGAGCGCAGACCUGGAAACGGAGAGGAGGCUGUUACUCUGCUGGAGGAGCUGGAGAGAGAAUUUGAUGAACCUAAACAGCAGGACACAGCUCUUGGCCAAGAAAUGACACCCGUGGGAACACAGAAACCUCUGAGUAGCCCACUGCCGUCCUUGGAGGACCAUUGCAGGAGUGAACCCCAGGAGCCUCAGGUUUUCCAUGAGAGAGAUGGGGCAACCCUACCAUUUAGGGUUGAGGAUGAAGGUGAGCACUAUCAAAUGUGCCAAGACUUUCUUAAUGACUAUAGCAAGAUGGUGACUGACAAAGUACUAACAGCAAAGCAAGAAAUUAUUGAAUGUGUUACAUCAGUGGCCAUGGCAUCUCCAGGAAGACUUCCUAGGGAAUCUUCUCCAGUACAGAUAGUUGAAGAAACUAUGGGAUAUCUGGACAACAAUAAGCAAAGAGGAAGUGAUGAUGCAAGCAACAAAACAAGUCCACUUUCUUCCCAGGAAAGCUAUUUCAGUCUGGCAAGCUUUAACAAGAAACCCCCCACAGAACAGAAUACCUUCAAGUGUAAUGAAGGUGAAGGAAUUCUCAGUCUAAACUUACAUGGUACUGCACAGUCCAGAACUCACACAGGGAAACUGCUCUAUGAGUGUUUGGAUUGUGGGAAAGCUUUUUGCCAUAGGUCAAAGCUGAUUAGACAUCAAAGAAGUCAUACUGGAGAGAGACCUUAUGCAUGUAAAGAAUGUGGAAAAGCCUUUGGUUUCAGAGCAGAUCUUGUUAGACAUCAGAGAAUUCACAGUGGUGAAAAACCCUAUGAAUGUUGUGACUGUGGGAAAGCUUUCAGGGGCAGCUCAGGGCUCAUUAGGCACAGGAGAAUUCAUACUGGAGAGAAACCUUACGGUUGUGAAGAGUGUGGGAAAGCCUUCAGCCAGAGCUCCACUCUUAUUCAGCAUAAGAAGAUUCACAGUGGAGACAAAGGCUAUGCGUGUACUGAAUGUGGUAAGGCUUUUAGGAGAAGUUCUGUUCUUAGGGAACACGAAAGAAUCCAUACUGGUGAGAAACCUUAUGAAUGUAAUGAAUGUGAAAAGUCCUUUAAUCAAAGCUCAGCCCUCACCCAGCACCAGAGAACCCACUCUGGGGAAAAACCUUAUGAAUGCUAUGAAUGUAGGAAAAUAUUUAGGCAUAGGUCAGGCCUUAUGCAGCAUCAGAGAGCACACACCAGAGUUCAGCUCUGUGGGUAAGAGUUAUGUAAUUGUGAAAUCCAAGGAAUUCACUUUGAAGGGGAGAUUCCACAAAAAUUACAAGUUUCCAGACAGUAAGACUUUUUCUUUCCAGCCUAGUUCAGUUCUCUUAAGAGACCCACACAAACAGCUUACAUAUUGGAAGAGUUUUAUCUAGAUCUUGUCUACAGAGACUUUUAAAAAGAUGGACCCACUCUGAAUGAGGACUCUCACCAGUAUGUUCUUCAUCCAUUCCCCACCACAGAUAGAACUGUCAUUGAGUACCUACAUGUGAGUCCAUGACCAUGGAUCCUGCACGAUCUCCUUCUAAAUGCAAAGGUCACUGUCCAGCCAAAGUGGACAGUGCAGUGUCUGGCAGGAGUGCAUUUUUUAAGUUACUGAAGUCUGAAAUGUUGGAUUGAGGCUAUGAAAUGUCAUGUCCUGGGUCAGUUUAAUAUCUGAGGAAUGGAAGCUGUUUGCCCCAUUGCCAGUUCUUUCAACCCUGAGCUUCCUGAUGUAGUCUACUUCCUUAUUGGUACCUCCUGGGCCUAACCAUUGGGAGAACAAACUUGAUCACGGCCCCCUCAAAAUUUAGGGCUAAUGGAAUAUACAAAUUUAUUAAUCAAGUAAUUCUGGUAAGAGUGUGUCAAUAACUGCCAGAUAAAUGUAGGGUUCUGUUGGAAGAUAUCCAGAGAUGCUUUA
Messenger RNA from Microtus oregoni (creeping vole), 2287 nucleotides. Its product is annotated as zinc finger and SCAN domain-containing protein 30-like. Lineage: Eukaryota; Metazoa; Chordata; Mammalia; Rodentia; Cricetidae. The transcript has 4 exons. Gene Ontology annotation, molecular function: RNA polymerase II cis-regulatory region sequence-specific DNA binding; DNA-binding transcription factor activity, RNA polymerase II-specific. Bases 59 to 1606 code for a protein of 515 amino acids. Gene Ontology annotation, biological process: regulation of transcription by RNA polymerase II. The record is from RefSeq and is a predicted model, not a curated record.